Messenger RNA from Lentinula edodes (shiitake mushroom), 3035 nucleotides. Its product is annotated as dipeptidyl aminopeptidase. Gene Ontology annotation, biological process: proteolysis. NCBI's taxonomy places the organism in Eukaryota, Fungi, Basidiomycota, Agaricomycetes, Agaricales, Omphalotaceae. The record is from RefSeq and is a predicted model, not a curated record. Gene Ontology annotation, molecular function: serine-type endopeptidase activity; dipeptidyl-peptidase activity. The transcript has 16 exons. Bases 114 to 2801 code for a protein of 895 amino acids.
GUUGAGAACGAAAGGAACACGAGAGAAAUUCUUGAUUGAGCGCCCAGUUAAGCGCUCAGUGUACGGAUCGGCACUUUCUGGGCACUUUGUUGUGUUAUACUUCCACGUCUGUUAUGAGGAUACCGAGCUAUGAGCGAUUAGAAACAGAUGAUCCCAGUGAAACCUCUACCAUAGUCUCUUCCGUUCACUCCAACCACUCAGUAGCCAAACCUGCAACAUAUUAUGGCCAAGGACCUUUCGACGCUCCCAGCUCAGAUUCGGAGGAAGAAGAUGAACUAUUGGAAAGGAAGGGACCCUCCACGCCAGGAAUAGCUGAAGCUGGGAACUUUAAUGCGCCAUAUACUCCGAGUCUGCGGCAAAAACGCGCUUCCAACAUCCGUUUCCUUGUCACCAUUCUCAUUGUCCUUGUCAUUCUUUGCGGAAUCAUUGGCAUCAUAGCCGCUCAAACCUACGUAGGAACUGUGUAUCGCUUACCCGGGAAUCGCAAAAUUACCAUGGACCACAUAUUCAACGGAACAUUUGCUGCUGAAAGAUCGUUUAUAUCUUGGGUUCCGGAAGCUGGGGAUGGUGUAUUCUCCGAGUCCACGCAAGACGGCUUCAUUAAACUGGUGGAUCUCAAAACAAACACCACGUCCAGGUUAGUGAAGAAGGAUGAUAUCAAGGAUGAGCACGGAAAACCUCUGCAACAUUGGGCAAUUUGGCAACUGUCGCCUGACAUGAAACAUCUUUUAGUCAAAGGGGAUCACCAGAAGCAAUGGAGGUGGUCUAGCUUUGGGAAUUACUAUAUUCAUGACAUCGAAGCAAAAGUUACACGUCCAAUGAUCCCCCCGGCAAACCCUCCCACUACUGCUUAUGCCACAUGGUCGCCUACAGGUAACUCAUUAGCGUAUGUUGAUAACAAUGACUUAUAUAUCUUGACUUCUCCAUCACCAUCUACUGCUCCCAUACGCGUAACGACCUCCGGUAACGCCUCACUCUUUCAUGGCGUACCCGACUGGGUAUACGAGGAGGAAAUCUUCUCCAGUGAUCAUGCCUUGUGGUGGUCACCCGACGCUCAAAAGGUUGCUUUUCUUCGUUUCGACGAGACCGCUGUCGACGAGUUCUCCUUUCCCAUAUACAACCCAACGGAGAAUAAUUCUGCCGUCAUUCCAUAUACCUCUGAAAUCACAAUGAAAUAUCCAAAACCUGGCUACAAUAAUCCCCUUGUUUCCGUGCAUGUCUUUGAUCUAGGGAGGUACCUGGACUCUGAUAGCGUCGUUGUAAACGGAUUUCCUGCUGCAAAUGCUACGUUGGAAUUGGACUGGCCAGGCAGACACCCAAUUUCGAACAGUAUCAUUAUGGAGGUUGCCUGGGUGGAUGAUACGCAACUCCUUUUGAAAGAAGUAAAUCGGAAUGCAGAUUCCGGAAGCGUUGUAUUCUUCGACUUGAGUAGCUCUGAUGACAAGGCACGCUCUCGUGGGACUGUGGUUCGAAAACUCGGCAAGGAAGGCGAGGAAGGUGAUGAUGGCUGGAUUGACAACAAUCAAAAUAUCUUCCCGCUACCUAAAAGUAUGAAAGGAUCAGGGUCGGCUGCGUAUCUCGAUAUAGUACCGACUCCUGAAGGGUAUAACCAUAUCGCACUAUACAGUCCGGCAAACUCGAACACGCCUCGAUUCCUUACCUCUGGCGAAUGGGAGGUCUCGAGCGGUAUCAAAGGUGUUGACGCAAAGCUAGGUCUUGUUUACUUUGAAGCCGCCAAUCCCUCGUCAAUCGAACGUCACCUGUUCUCUGUGCCAAUACCUACCAUCAGCUCUCCUGAUACCGUUGCUCCGACGCAGUUGACAAAGACACAACCAGAUGAGACUGCCUACUAUGACACCAAUUUUUCUCCAGAAGCUGGAUUUUAUCUACUUUCCUAUGAAGGUCCGAAUAUACCCUGGCAGAAAGUCAUCCAAACUACCAACACUGAUUUCCAUUUUGUCCUCCAUACUAAUGAUGAAUUGAGUAACAAAAGCAGCCAGUUCGAAGCUCCAACCAUUUUGUAUUCCACUAUCGAAAGUGAAGGUUUCGUAUUGAACGUUAGAGAAGUCCGCCCUCCCCGCAUGGAUGACUCUGGACGCACAAAAUACGCUGUAUUGUUCUAUGUGUAUGGUGGACCUUUCAGCCAACUGGUGAACACGCGUUGGCAACGCGGGUGGGAUGACUACUUAGCUUGUGGACUACAAUUCAUCUAUGUUACUGUCGACGGCCGGGGGACGGGAUUUAAAGGUCGCAAGUUGCGAAACACAGUCAAAAGCAAUCUUGGGUACUUUGAGACGAUAGAUCAAAUCAACGCUGCCAGGAUAUGGGCAGCGAAGGACUAUGUAGACCCAGAGCGAAUUGGCAUUUGGGGCUGGUCUUACGGAGGCUUCAUGAGCUCGAAAGUCGCAGAAGCUGAUGCUGGCAUUCAUUCGCUCGCGAUGGCUGUCGCGCCUGUGACUAGCUGGCGGUUGUACGAUUCAAUAUACACGGAAAGAUACAUGAACCUUCCAGAUCUCAAUCCGGGAGGUUACAUCAAUGCCUCGAUAUCGAAUGUGACUGGCUUCCACCAUAUCGAGUAUCUUUUAGCUCAUGGAAGUGGGGAUGAUAACGUCCAUUUUGCGAACUCGGCACAUCUUUUGGAUAUGUUCACGAAGGCCCAGGUCAGGAACUUCAGAUUCAGAAUGUUCACUGAUAGUGAUCAUACAAUUACUAAAAGGGGCGCUCAGCGAGAGGUGUAUGAGUAUAUGUUAGGAUUCUUAGAAGAAAAAUGGGGCAAAGGUGGACGCAGGAGAGGCUGGUGAAUUGAAUUGGAUACAGAUCUCAUAGAUCCUAUUGGCUUUCUGUAAUCGCUAUUUUAUUCUAUUAUAGAUUUAUCAUCGGCAUUGAACUAAUGGGGCGUUCUGGACUCUGGUUGGCUAGACGGGACGUGAGCCAAUAGGAACCGGUUGCGGAUUGAUGAAGAAAGUCUAGGCAGAGAGGGCCAGAAUUCGACCGGUACUGCUUUCUCGAAUAAAUAUCCCAUAUUGACAAAGCCA